UGGUGAAGUUAGAGGACGGCACAAUCACUGCAGCCUUCUUCACUCAGAAUGAGAGACAUUUCGGUGCCUGAGAAUGCCUGCUGGUGAGAGUGAAGACCGGGCAACGACCCGGGAAAGAUUCAACGAUGUGUUCAAGAAAUACACUGAAUCAGACAAGAAAAAGUUAAAGAAGAAAAACUCUGAAACCAAAGAAACCAUUGUGCUCCAGACUCUACAAAAGAAUCUCAAACUCGAGAAGGAUACAGAGGAUGAUGAGACUACCCUCCAGAACAUAUAUCACCCUGAACAGGCUAGUCCACGCUUUACCAAAAACAAGCAGAGAGAGAGAGAAAUAGCAGAAAAGGUUAACAUCAAUAACAGUCGAAACCAGGAGGAGAGUCAAACAUCAAAAGGUAAGCGAAAAAGUAAGAGGGAGCUUCCCUCACUUCCUGUAACUGAGGACAGCACAAGUUACACCCAGCGGGAUGCAGAUGCUUCCAAGUCUGAGAUUACUUUGGAGUCAGAUGAUGUCGGCGGUGGAAAGGAACCAAAACGGAGAAGUAAGAAAGGGAAAAGCAAAGGAGAUUCAGAGGUCAAGGCAGAGAGCCAGGCUGAGGAUGCUGAAGACAAUCUGCUGCAUGAAUACCAGCAGCAGAUUGCACAGGAGGAGGAAAGGACUUUGAAAAAGACACAGGCCAAGACAGAAGAAGACAGUUCAGUCUCCCAGAGUGUUUUACUGAAUAAUGACGUUGGAAAGAAGAAAAAGAAGAAGUUGAAAUCUGUAAUCACAGAGUCAGAUGUGGGUGAUCAAGAUGAAGGUGCCGACCCGGAUGUUGAUGCCGAAAAUGAAGCAGAAUCAAAGGGAAGGAAGAAAAAGAAGAAGAAAAAGAAAGUUGUCCAAGAAGAGAUUGAAACUGAGGCAGAAGCACCACAGAGACCAGUCUUUGAUGACAGCCUUGUGCUGGGACUUUACGUACACAGAACAGAUCGACUCAAAACGGACCUGCUGAUCUCACACCCCAUGGUGAAGAUUCACGUCAUUGAUGAGAUCACCGGAAAAUAUGUGAAGAAAGAAGACAGCCAUCGUCCAGUUUCCUCAUUCUAUGAACAAGAGAACGUUGAUCACAUUCUCCCCAUCAUGACUCAACCUUUUGAUUUCAAGAAGAACAAAUCAAUCAUCCCUGAAUGGCAGGAGCAGAUCAUCUUUAACGAACGCUUUGGACAUUUCGUACAACAAAAUGACGAAAGCCCCAGAGUCAUAUUCUUCUUUGAAAUCCUGGAUUUCAUAACUAUGGAAGAAGCAAGAGCCAAUGCUGACGUUGACAAGCAUGAACGAGGAUUCAGAAAGAUUGCAUGGGCAUUCCUCAAGCUAGUUGGCACGAAUGGUGUGCUGAAUAUCGACAGUAAACUUCGCCUCCAGCUCUUCUGCCCUCCACCCAGGGCAAAGAGGCAACAUAAAACAAUUGAUGUGGUCGAGUGGUGGAGGAAGCACCCCCGAAACAAAUACCCAUCCACUCUGUAUGUUACGGUGAAGGGCAUUAAACUCCCUGAGCAUGUGGACCCAUGUAUUCGUUCUAUGAUGGCACUUCAGGAGGAGAGGGGGAGCACCUCCUACAGUGAACUGCAGAAUGAAGCCACCAAGAGAAGCCUGACACAGACUCUAGACAACAAGCCGCCAGCCUUGAGAUGGAACAGACUGCCUGGACAGGUCUGUCGGAUUCCUAACAAGCCCAUGUUGGCAUUUCGUGGUGGUCAGAUGGGCUGUUUCACAGUUCUCUUCUCUCAUGCUGGGACACUGUUGGCUGCUGCUUGUGCUGACAGAGAUGCUUUCCCUGUUGUAGUGUAUGAGAUCCCUUCUGGCAAAGUUUUGGCUGCCUUCAAUGGCCAUCUCAAAAUCGUGUAUGAUCUCUGCUGGUCCAGAGAUGAUCGGAGUCUUUUGUCUGCCUCCUCAGAUGGAACUGUCAGAGAGUGGAACGUGGAGAGGCUUCUGGGAACGGCCCAGAAGGUUCUCCCGCAUCCAUCAUUUGUGUACUGUGCUCAGUACCACCCUACAGCCCAGAACCUAGUGGUGACGGGGGGCUACGACUCUCUGGUGCGAGUGUGGAGGCUUGAUGUCGAUGAUGUGAAUGGCCGGCUACUGCAGGAGUUCGAGGGUCACAACGGUUUUAUCAACACUGUUUGUUUUGAUUCUGAAGGAAGGAGAAUGUUCUCUGCAGAUAACACCGGCCUAAUCGUUGUAUGGAAAACUUCAGUGAAUGACAGAAAGCAACGGCAGCUAUGUCACCACUGGUGUAUAGAGAAGAAAAUCGGUGAGAGUGACCUCAACGGUAUCCCCAUCAAUAUGCUGCAGCUCCAUCCAAACGGGCGGUGCCUGCUCAUCCAUGCUAAAGACAGUGUCCUGAGGAUGAUGGAUUUGAGAAUUCUAGCUGUUAAGAAAUACACCGGAGCCACAAACUACAGAGAGAGGAUCUAUAGCACUUUCACACCAUGUGGAAACUUCGUCUUUUCUGGCAGCGAGGAUGGCAUGGCAUAUGUCUGGAAUACUGAUACUGGUGACCAAGUCGCAGUGUACUCCGAACUUUGUUACCGCUCCGCUCUGCACAGUGUGUCGUUCCACCCUCACGAGAACAUGGUAGCUUUCUGUGCCUUUGGUCAGAGCCAGCCUGUCCAUGUUUACCUGUAUGACCGCAAAGUUUCCCAGCUGGAGGUGCACAAUAUAAAGACAAUGAGCAGAUCAGCUUCUGCUGACACCAAAACUUUCAGAAACACACCUGAUUCCCUGAUGUUUCAGGACACUGCUUCAAACAUGGAUCAGUACGCCCAGGCAACAAGACUUGCAUUCAAAAUGCAGUGUGUCAAAGAGCAGUUGGAUUCAGUACUUGAACCACAUCAAAGAUCUUCUGCUUCUGGAUACAUUUAUGAAACAGAAAAAGUGUGCAUCACUCACACUCGGAGGAGCGUGGUAUCGGAUGCUGGCACAACGAUAUUAAAUGCCUCAUUACCGCCUCCAUCUCUCCUGUCGCCGCACUCCAAGCUGCAGCUCUCUGGUUCUCUGGCCGAGCAGUUUAUCCCCCAAGCAGCCCUGAGCACCCAAAACCGCGGGUUCAGUCCAGUUGGUCAUCGUCUAAAAGGAGCUUCAUCUUUCAGGCUACAGACGACCAUUCCCGAUCACAUUUCCUCAGGCGUGGAAACUUCUCCUGUUCAACAAAUAGUUGUCUCGCUCUACGACUACAGAGCUAAUCGUUCUGAUGAGCUUACCAUAUGCCGCGGUGAUGUCAUCCACGUGCUGUACAAAGACAACGACAACUGGUGGUUUGGACGCCUGGCCAAUGGGCAGCAGGGAUAUUUUCUUGCAUCUUAUGUGGCAGAUCAGAGGAAUGUCAGUGAAGAGGUGACUCAGUCCGUAGAUGCACACACAGUCUUGUCUGAAGGGACGUUUGAGAGGUCAACACCAACCAGGGUCUCUGCUGCAAUUAGUUCUUCUGGGGACCUUAAGUUUCUUUCUGAACCAACGCUUUCUGACACCGACCCUGAGUUGACUGAUGCCAAAACUAGAAGGAAAAAGAAGGUGAAAAAACCAGGACUCUCCACAACAUCCUCUCAGGGCAUAUUUUCAGAUCCAGACGCUUCAGGGUCGGCCGGCAGCAGGAGGAGAGUCAGAUCAAAAGAGAGACCUCUCCCAAAGAGACCGACUGGCCGGACUAAUGGUGCCUUUGAGCCUGACACAUGAACUAAUGGACACAUGAUUGUUUUCCACUUGAGUGUUUUACACUUCUACUCUUUUUGUCAUAUAAAACACAUUUUUGUAAUGACAACACCUGACAAUGACCUUCCAGGUGUGUUGUAUUUUGCUAGUAUU
Scomber japonicus (chub mackerel) is the source of this 3838-nucleotide messenger RNA. It is a transcript of the gene ahi1, whose product is annotated as Abelson helper integration site 1. Gene Ontology annotation, cellular component: ciliary basal body. Gene Ontology annotation, biological process: motile cilium assembly. The coding region runs from base 74 to 3709 and encodes 1211 amino acids. Lineage: Eukaryota; Metazoa; Chordata; Actinopteri; Scombriformes; Scombridae. The record is from RefSeq and is a predicted model, not a curated record. Gene Ontology annotation, molecular function: protein binding. The transcript is spliced from 27 exons.